AUGAGGAGGACUCUGGUCUCACGAAAAGCCCGCAAGAAGAGGAUUGCGGAGAAUGCCGAAAUGAGUGGGGAGAACUAUUAUGCCAGGCAAGCUGAAGAGGCCAAAGCUGGCGCUCAAUCUUUCACUACUACAGAACCUACAGUUCCCAUGGUCAAUGGUGCACCAGGCGCAGACAGACUGCCGACAUUUGCAACCUUCGACCCUUCCCAGAAAACUGACGAAGACCGCCAACCCCUGAGGUCGCAACCCCUGUCAGAAGAGCCUACACUGGUCAAUUCCCGGGAUGCCGCUUCGGAUAGAUACUACAAUCCGCCUUCAAGGUCCCGCAGCCGACCUCGCCAGGAUGGCCCGCGCGAUCAGUUUGGAAACCCCCUUCCCCCAGGAAUGGGUGGACCACCAAUGCCAGGACAGGGUCCAAGACCUGGGGAUCAACGUCCACCUCCGGGUCCCUACCGUGACGGAAGUAUGCCACCGCCGGGCGGACGAGGAUAUGUUCCUAGGGGCAGGGGUGGUUAUCCACCUCGUGGAGGCUAUCCGCCGCGCGGAGGAUAUGGUCCUCGUGGACCUCCGCCACCCCAAGGUUAUCCGGGACGAGGGGGCUUUUCUACGGACAUGAGAGGAGGCUAUGGCGGUCGCGGUAGAGGAGGGAUGCCGAUGGGAGCGGCGGCUGGUGGUGGCAUGGCAGCAGGAGCUAUGAUGGCUGGCGGCCAGGGUCGACCCCCGCCAAGGUAUCCUCUGACCGGUGGUGACAGCUCGUCAUCAGGGUACACUCCACCAGAAGAAUAUUCGGAUCCAACCGGACAGCCUUUGACUAUUGCCACCUCACAGCCGUAUGUUGAAGAAGGGCCAAGGCGUUUCGAUGCAACAAGUCCUUGUGUUUACACCACUGGACCGGAUGAACAACUAGGUGCUUACGGAGCGCGAGCACAGUCACCCGCGCGGGAUCGUGCCUCGCCAUACGGUAGUCGUAUGCAAUCCCCUGCUGGCGGCGAACGGCAGGCCUCGCCGGCCCCGGAAAUGCCUCCACUACCAGCAAAUGCGCAAGCAGCAGAGCUGGCAACCACUUCCACCCGUGACUUCCAGCCGAACAGAUCCCAAAGUCAAGAUCCCUAUGUCCCUCCUCGUGCCCAGUGGAACAAUAUGGCUCAAGAGGACUAUGGUCAGCAAGGUCCCGGAGGACGUUAUGGCCCUGUGGAACUGCCAACCGGCGGCAGCCAGAUGGGUGGCUAUGGUGGGCCAAGUCGGAGGCCACGUGUGAAUUCUGGGAGUGAUGUGUAUUACGAGGACGUAGAUCCCCGAUUUGCGAGCGAUCCCGAACCUAUUCCACCGAUGCCGUCGCAUCCUGACGCCGGUGGUCGCAUGCCCUCGCUGCUAACGCCAGGACCGCCUGGGCAACAGGCCCUGGAUUCACUUGGUCCACUGCCCCAAACAAACUCGUACGAAGAUCUCCCUGGGGCUCGAUCGCCGGCCGAGAGCGAAACCAGCAACUUCACGUCUGUCAGCCAACGAGGAGUCAACCCGAAUUGGCGACCGGGCUAUGGGGGAGAGUUCAAUUCCUUUGGGCCCAUGCAGAGAGCGAGGCAAAAUCCACAAGCUAAACGGGACGUGUUGUUGGCAGGAAACCCGGACUUUGAGAUUCCUGGCAUGACCCCUCCUUCCGCACCCAGCCUUCGAGGAAGAGGCGGACCCGGAGGACGUGGCGGCCCUAUGCGAGGCGGCCCAAUGAUGAUGACUGGUCCUCCGAGGAUUCCACCUGCCAGUGCUAUUGGAGCAGGUUCAGAUGGAAGGUAUCCCAUGGCCACACCACCGCCAGGUGCCCCGUCAGGUCCUGGUGGAGUAAAAGAGAUAUGA
Molecule: messenger RNA, 1851 nt
Organism: Exophiala dermatitidis NIH/UT8656
Lineage: Eukaryota; Fungi; Ascomycota; Eurotiomycetes; Chaetothyriales; Herpotrichiellaceae
Exons: 2
Coding region: 1-1851 (616 amino acids)
Cellular component (GO): growing cell tip; plasma membrane; cell division site
Source: RefSeq, a predicted model, not a curated record